AUGGAGGCUAGAAGCCAGCUUCGAUGCGUUCUAGGUUCGUUCCAUUGGAUCGACAUUGCAGGGGCAGAUGUCGCACUGCGGAAUCUUGGUUUUGCUAUGAUCUCGAAGGCGGGAGCUGUCUGGAAGGUCAAAUGCCUACCAGUGCCAACUAGCGUCUUCGGUGAGCCAACUCUCUCCAGGAUCUACAACAAGGCUACAAAUUCCCAGCACGCGACCAAUAUCUCCAACUCGAUCGGCAUCACCAACUCCGACACCCAACUCGGGCUCAACGGCGGCCUUCGACCGCCGGCAUGCUCAUGUUUCAUCGCCUGGACCAUCUGUUCCGCUGUGUACCAGAAUGACGGCGACAAGGCUGCGAGCCAGGCCGUCGUGGCAUUCAUCUGGAUCUUCAACUGCAGCAGCUACGAACUGGCGUGGUCGGGCUUGCUCGUCGCGUAUACCAUGGAAAUCAUACCGUGUAAGAUCCGCGCCAAAGGUACGUCAACCCGUUGGGACAAAGGCCCAACUCUCGAGAAAAUCGCAAAGAUCUUCGGCGGUGAAGACGCCGAAGUUGGCCAGGUGGACCUCGACAAGGCUGAUGCUAUUGUCGGGGCCUGUAUGGGGAGUGUCGCUUCGGCGACAGAGAAGGUCGAUGCAGCGGUUGAACAUCGGAAUGUGGCAUAG
This is a messenger RNA of Rhinocladiella mackenziei CBS 650.93, 663 nucleotides long. RefSeq lists its product as uncharacterized. The transcript has 3 exons. NCBI's taxonomy places the organism in Eukaryota, Fungi, Ascomycota, Eurotiomycetes, Chaetothyriales, Herpotrichiellaceae. Bases 1 to 663 code for a protein of 220 amino acids. The record is from RefSeq and is a predicted model, not a curated record.